Molecule: messenger RNA, 5791 nt
Organism: Cavia porcellus (domestic guinea pig)
Lineage: Eukaryota; Metazoa; Chordata; Mammalia; Rodentia; Caviidae
Gene: Mef2d
Product: myocyte enhancer factor 2D
Exons: 11
Coding region: 436-1974 (512 amino acids)
Biological process (GO): positive regulation of transcription by RNA polymerase II
Molecular function (GO): DNA-binding transcription factor activity, RNA polymerase II-specific; protein dimerization activity; RNA polymerase II cis-regulatory region sequence-specific DNA binding
Source: RefSeq, a predicted model, not a curated record
CCGGGGGCUGGAGGAGUUACCUUUGGAGCCCGAAAGGAGGAAGGAAGCAAAAUAUCAACAACAGUCGGAGCAACUCGGGCGCCCUGCCUCGGUCUCCCGCUCAUCCAGCGCCCGUCCGCCUGCCCCCGCACCCAAGACGGGGGCCCGGACCCCCGGCGCCGCCCAGGGCCCAGGCGGACGUUGGCCUUGUCUGUGAUUUCCCCUCUCGGUGCCCGGGUUUCUAGGGGUUGAAGAGCAGCCGGACCCAGGACCAGGGCCACCUGCUCCCUGCCGUGACACCCCAUUGCCCUCUGCCGGGCUGGAGACUGCAGAAGGUGUCCUGUAGACCAUGAACUGAGUGUGGGUCUCAGACGUUCAUGAGCACAGUGUGAGAUACACCAAGACCUGCCACCCUACAACCCUUCCCCUCCCCAGCACUGAGAACCUCUGGAGAAGAUGGGGAGGAAAAAGAUCCAGAUCCAGCGAAUCACUGAUGAGCGGAACCGACAGGUGACCUUUACCAAGCGGAAGUUUGGGCUGAUGAAGAAAGCAUAUGAGCUGAGUGUGCUAUGUGACUGUGAGAUCGCCCUCAUCAUCUUCAACCACUCCAACAAGCUGUUUCAGUACGCCAGCACUGACAUGGACAAGGUGCUGCUCAAGUACACCGAGUACAACGAGCCACAUGAGAGCCGCACCAACGCUGAUAUUAUCGAGGCGCUGCACAAGAAGCACAGGGAGUGUGAGAGUCCUGAGGUGGACGAGGUGUUUGCCCUGACCCCCCAGACGGAAGAGAAAUAUAAAAAGAUAGACGAGGAGUUUGAUAAAAUGAUGCAGAGUUAUAGACUGGCCUCAGCUGUCCCGGCCCCAAACUUUGCCAUGCCUGUCACGGUGCCCGUGUCCAAUCAGAGCUCACUGCAGUUCACCAAUCCCAGCGGCUCCUUGGUCACCCCUUCCCUGGUGACAUCAUCCCUCACAGACCCGCGGCUCCUGUCCCCCCAGCAGCCAGCACUACAGAGGAACAGUGUGUCUCCAGGCCUGCCCCAGCGGCCAGCUAGUGCAGGAGCCAUGCUGGGAGGUGACCUCACCAGUGCUAAUGGAGCCUGCCCUAGCCCUGUUGGGAAUGGCUAUGUUAGUGCCCGGGCUUCCCCUGGCCUCCUCCCUGUGGCCAAUGGUAACAGUCUGAACAAGGUCAUCCCUGCCAAGUCUCCACCCCCGCCCACCCACAGUGCCCAGCUUGGAGCCCCCAGCCGCAAGCCUGACCUGCGGGUCAUCACCUCCCAGGGAGGAAAGGGAUUAAUGCACCACUUGACUGAGGACCAUUUAGAUCUGAACAAUGCCCAGCGCCUUGGGGUCUCCCAGUCUACCCACUCGCUCACCACCCCAGUGGUCUCCGUGGCAACACCGAGUUUACUCAGCCAGGGCCUUCCCUUUUCUUCCAUGCCCACUGCCUACAACACAGAUUACCAGUUGACGAGUGCAGAGCUAUCCUCCUUACCGGCCUUCAGCUCACCAGGGGGGCUGUCACUAGGCAACGUUACCGCCUGGCAGCAGCCCCAGCAGCCCCAACAGCCUCCACAACCACAGCCACAGCCACAGCAGCCUCCGCAGCCUCAGCAGCCACCUCAGCCACCUCAGCAGCAGCCCCACCUGGUCCCCGUGUCUCUCAGCAACCUCAUCCCGGGCAGCCCCUUGCCCCAUGUGGGAGCUGCCCUCACCGUCACCACCCACCCACACAUCAGCAUCAAGUCAGAACCGGUGUCCCCAAGCCGAGAGCGCAGCCCUGCGCCUCCCCCUCCAGCUGCAGUGUUCCCGGCUGCCCGCCCAGAGCCCGGUGAUGGUCUCAGUAGCCCUGCAGGAGGAUCCUAUGAGACGGGAGACCGGGAUGAUGGCCGGGGGGACUUCGGGCCCACACUGGGCCUGCUGCGCCCAGCCCCGGAAUCGGAGGCUGAGGGCUCAGCUGUGAAGAGGAUGCGGCUGGACACCUGGGUACUGUAGUGCCACCCCGGCCUGCCAGUGUCUGCUGCACCCAGGGCCGCCCCGUGUGCCCCAGCCUGUUUCUCUCCUGAGAGACCCGUGGUCAGCCAGCCCUCCCUUGGUCCGUUUGUCACCUCAUAAGAGGUCCAUCUGCCCCAGCACUGGUCUGCUCAAUGCCCCACAGCUGGCCUGCCCCUAGCAUCCAUGGGAGAGGGGAGUGGGGUGCCCCAGCAGUUGGGGUCCCCCUCACCCCCUUUCUCCAUCUCCUCUCUUCACAGACAUUAAAGUGACGUUCCCACUCCCUUCCCAGAUGAAGAGUUGACAAUCUCACCGCCCCCCCACCCCCACCCCCAUCCUGGGCUUUUCCCGCUUGACCCCCACUUCCUUUCUUGUGCUUUAUGUCCUGUUGAUGGUUACAUUUGUGUAUAAUUAUUAUUAUAUUAUUAUUAUUAUUAUUAUAUUUUUUUUAAUUUGGAUUCUUGCUUUAGAGAGAUGGAUGCUUUCAUCCCCUCUCUUACCCCCACCAUUUUCACUGGUUGGAGGCUUUUUUUUUUUUUUUUUUUUUUUGCGGGAAGGGGGGGACACUUUGCACGUUGUACACAUAUGCUGCAGGAAGGGUGGGGGCCUGGUAGGCCUUAGGGAAAGGACACUUUGCUGAGCUCUGCAUGUGGAGCCCUCUUGCCCCAUCUCCCAGACAGAGAAAAGGAACCAAAAAAACUACCAAGCAACAAAAACCCCUCCAGUAGACAAACCCCAAAAGUGACUUGGUGGGUGGUUUAUAGUCAAGGGAAUGGGAGCAGGUAGAGGGUCUCCAUUUCUAGGCUACUCAAACAGCACAUGGGCCAGACAGACACACCCAGCCCCUGUGUGCCCCGUACACUCAUGUGACACACACUCGCUGGCGCUGUGCGUUGCACCCCCAAGGUGUAUGGGUGCUGGCUGAGCUUCCGGGCUGGGAAGGUUGCCUGGGAAUCUGAGGCUGGGGCAAGGCUUUGAGGGUAUCCUCUCUGGAAGCACAUUUGGGGAGAAAGAUGAUGAGGCACUAGGAGAGCAGAAGGGCUUGGUAAGGGUGAGCCAGGCCCCUCUGUCUCCAGCUUUUUCUCUAGGAUACACAGUGCAAUAGUGCCCCAGCCUCAGUGGACCAGCUCUGUCAAGCUGGCCCUGCCGGGAGCUCCAGGGAGGUGUUCUGGGACUGGGCACAAAGAGCAGAUAUGGGAGGGCUUCCUCUGCCUUGCAUGCACGCUGCCCUGCCCUGGGGAGUGGGCCAGGCUGGUGGGGCAGGGCCAUCCAGUUCCCUGCUCAUCACCUCCUGGCAUCUGCUCCUAGCCCUGCUCUCUCUGGCGCCCUCACUGUCAGCUACCUCCUGUCCCACCACCUCCAGGCCACAUCCCACCGCCCCUCUUGGCUACUGUAAUUGUAAAUAGUGACCUUUGGAAAAUGUUAGCGGUAUAACAGUCCAGGAAACUGUUGUGGUGUUUGUUGUUGUUGUUGUUGUUGUUGUAUUGAUAUGAAAUGAGAUUCUAUUUUUGUCAAAGUAUAUUGUAAUAAUAAUGACUCAAAUGGCCUGUACUGUACAGAUGAGAUUCUUCUGAUAUUCUUCCUCCCCUCCACUGUCUCUACCAUGAGUAGUACAGUGGCCCAGGAGGCAGUCAAGCAUGGGUCAUGUGAUGUGGGAUGGAUCAGAGAGGGUAGAACCCCAUUGUGCUCUCCUCCCCUCACCCUGGCCUGGCAGGGAGGGGGGUGACAAGGGCUGGCUGGCAGGACUCUGGCCACUCUUCCACACAAGCUUAGCUGCCUGGCCCUAGGGGCAGUGCCCUUGCGCUGCUCCUGCUGGAGAUUAGUUAGACCAAGCCGCAUGUUGCAGUACUGUGCCCAGUGCUGACCCAUCCUCACAGUAUUCUGGCACUUGACACAGGGAAGGAACCAGAGCCAGAGAGAUGUGUGAGACCACACACAUGCCCAGGCAUAUCCAAGAGGGCUCUGGUGUUUCUGAAUCCCAGUGUACCUUUGUGUUUGUGUGUGUGCGUGCAUGCGUGUGCGCACAUGUGCUCAGUGUAGCUUUGUGUCCCUCUGAGCCUAGUAGGGAGGAUUCAUGAACCUUGGUGGAACAGGAGCUCUGUAUCUGUAUGGUCAGGUAUGUUUCCAAAAAGACAACUCUUAGGCUCCACUGCCCUGGCUUCCAGCUCUGUGUCCCUGGCUCCCUUUUUCUCUGCUCCUUCCCUAGGCUCUGGCUGCCAUCCUGCAGUCAAAGGAAGUUGGCACUUGGCCCUGUUUGCUUUUCCCUGUCCCCUACUCUGCCAGGGCUGCCUUCCUAUGGGACCAUGGCCUCUCCACACUUGUCCACUGGGCCCCCACACUUGACACACAGUGCCCUUUCCCAGAGCACCUCCUCCUGCUUUCAGAGCAGAACUCAAAUUCCUCUUUCCCCAAGUCUUCUUACUCCGCCAGGCAGUGGUCCUUGCUUACCGCUUCAGACUCAAGGGGCUGCCGGCAGGGACACAGACUAUCCGGCCUUUCCACAGGUUCCUAGGGCCAUUUCAGGAAUUGAUGGACUUGACCAGGGUGUUGCAGGCAGGCGAUUGGCCUGGCACAUAGUAGGCAUUCAGUAAUGCUGAAUGGCUGAGUGAUAGGUGCUCACUAAGUGUUGCGUGACCGGCCUUCUCUUCUCAGGCUAUUCCUCCCGUCCCCAGCUGCCCACCUUCUAGUGGAACUUGGCCACCAUGACCCCAGGGUAGGGGUGAGGCCCUGCAGUUCACGGUGCAAUAUUUGCCAGUUUUGCCCUCUGCUCGGAAGGGCAGACCUGGCUUCUGAUUACCCUGUGUGGAUGUGUAUGUAUGUGUGUCCUUUCUUCUCUGUCCCUGGCAGCAGGGAGUAAAUAGUCUGUGAAUGAAUAUGGGACAUUUCUGCAGUUAAGUAAGUAUCCCAAGGUUUCUCUUUGGGGCAGGGAAUCCUGGCUAGCCCAGACCUCAAGUGGGGACUUCUUUUUUUCUUUUUACAAGCCAAAUUUGUUUUUACCCACUCCCUCUGAAGGACUGGGCAGUCGCCAAAGUAACCACUGGAGUCAUCCAUGCCCCUCUCCAGGUUCCCACAGCUUUCAGGGACAGCGGGCUAGAGGGCCGCCUGCCUCUAUACAACACAUGCUUCCCUCCCCACAGUGCAGCAAGGAGCAGACUGACCCAGUCUUGCCCAGCCCCCACCCCAGACAGGAAGGAAGUAAUGCACCUUCUUUUGCUGAUUAUUUAUUUGUUUGGAGAGACAGAAAUGAUGUAAAAGUGUAUCUAGAAAUAUCUAUAUCUCUAUAUAUUUUUAACUAACUCUUUGGAAUCCCAGGAGGUAGGGAAGUUAGGUGUUUGUGGAGGGGAGACUUGGAACCUGGGAAUUCCUUGAUCUCCCCUCUUUGGCCUUGCCCCACCCCUAAACUGUUGGUAGAAGGACUGGGAUUUGUUUGGGGGCAGGAGGCUGGGAUGACCUGUGGAGAAUCUGGAUUCUCUGCUGUCCCCAUCCAAAUCCCAGAGGAAGGGUGGGAGGGAGGCAGGGAGGGGUGGGGAAGGGAGGGGGAAAGGGGUGGGCAGGCUGAGGAGGUGACCCACCCCCCAAGCCCGACAAUCACCCACACUCCUGGGGCGCCUGGGUCCUGGGCAGGGCGAGUCCAAGUGUGUGGCUGCUGAUUUGUUUUAACUAUUUCUUUUCGUGCUGUAUGGUGAUGCUUUCUUAGUAUUCUACACAAUAAGAAAAGACAAAGUCCUCGAGAUUCUUAUGAGUUUUGUUUGAAAACUCUUUCACUAUAUUUGUUGUAAAGAGGUUUACUAUUAAAAGAAAAGAACACACGUUUCUGAUA